AUGUCCGGACUCCAGUACGCUCCCGGAACCGUGAUCUCCGGAGUGCCAGGAGCUGCUCCCGUGAGCUCCUACCCCGUCAUGUCCUACGGCUACCCCGUCACCAGCGGAUCUGCCGCUCCUGUUUCCUACGGCGUGCCCCAAGCAGUUGGCAGCCUCCAGCCUGUCGUCUACUCGCAGACCAUCCCAGUGCCUGUCCAGACCACCCAGACCGUCAUGGAGAACCAGACUAUUAUGGAGAGCAGAGAGGUUACCGUGAAGGUUCCCAAGGUCAUCAUGGAGGAGGUCGAGAUCACCUACCAGGUCCCAGCGAUGGAGGAGCGCGUCCACACCGUGCAGCGACCCAAGACUGUCAUGGAGGACAGGGAGAUCACUGUCCAGGAGCCUCGCACCGUGAUGGAGCCUAAGACCGUCCAGGUUCCCACCUACCAGACCGUGCAGCAGGAGGUCACCAUGUCAAAAGUGCUCGAGUACAGCCGCCCCAAGCUUGUCCAGCAGCACUACAUCCAGCAGUCCGUUGCUCCCUGGAGUACCGUCACCAUGACUGCACCAAGCUACACUGGAGCCAACGUCUACAGCACCACCCAGCUGGCUCAGCCACAGCAGCAGCAGCAGCAGCAGCAGGGACAGCAAUUUUAUCAGCCAUCGGAUGAUGCCAUCUCCGCAUAA
Molecule: messenger RNA, 666 nt
Organism: Guillardia theta CCMP2712
Lineage: Eukaryota; Cryptophyceae; Pyrenomonadales; Geminigeraceae
Exons: 3
Coding region: 1-666 (221 amino acids)
Source: RefSeq, a predicted model, not a curated record